Bufo gargarizans (Asiatic toad) is the source of this 2888-nucleotide messenger RNA. Its product is annotated as probable cation-transporting ATPase 13A5. Gene Ontology annotation, cellular component: late endosome membrane. Gene Ontology annotation, biological process: polyamine transmembrane transport; intracellular calcium ion homeostasis. Gene Ontology annotation, molecular function: polyamine transmembrane transporter activity; ATP hydrolysis activity; P-type transmembrane transporter activity. NCBI's taxonomy places the organism in Eukaryota, Metazoa, Chordata, Amphibia, Anura, Bufonidae. The transcript has 24 exons. The record is from RefSeq and is a predicted model, not a curated record. Bases 17 to 2803 code for a protein of 928 amino acids.
ACAUUCUCAUGAAGCAAUGGCAGGGAAUCAUGCUGUGCUUAAUCAAGGAGAGGAGAAUGAAAUGGAAAUAUUUGGAUUCAAAUCAGAGAGGUGGAGGAAAGUUCUGUGUCUUCUGGGUUACAUGUUUUCUAUAGGACUCCUUAAGUUACUCUUUUAUUGGAAGCCAGAGCUGGAUGUUUGGUGUCACUGUGUUCCAUGCAAUUUAGCAGAUGCUGAUACAAUCUUGCUACGAACAACUGGAGAACUUAAAGACUACAUAAAGAAGUUGGUCAUCCAGGUCAGACUUAACAGAACAAUGAAACCUGGGUAUCCAGUUAUUAGUGAUGAAAAUUCAAUUAUAAGCAGAUCCAUAAUGGAGCCAGAAGGGAAGGUGAGAUACAUUCAAGUACAAAAAAUUCGUUAUGUCUGGAUCCCUUCUGAGAGCAAGUUUGUGAAAACUGGUAUUCUGGAGGAAAGCCUCUCUUGCUCAGACAUACACUCAAAAUACGGUUUUGGCCUAAGUAAAGAAGAACAGGAACUCAGGCGACAAAUCUGUGGACUAAACACAAUUACAGUGAAGAUCAUCCCUGUGUGGAAACUACUGUCAAAAGAGGUUUUCAACCCGUUCUAUGUAUUUCAAGCCUACUCUUUAAGUAUAUGGAUAGCUACAUCAUAUAUUGAAUAUAGCUUAGCUAUUUUAUUUAUGACCAUCAUGUCCAUUUCUGCCACAGUAUAUAAUUUAAGAAAGCAAUCAGUCAAGCUGCACAGAAUGUCAACAUCCUACAACAGCAUUUUGGUUUCGGUGCUUCAUAAAAAUGGAGAACUUGAAGAAGUACAGUCUCAGUCUUUGGUUCCAGGGGAUGUCAUUGCUUUAGGUGGAAACAAGCUUUUCUUACCAUGUGACGCCAUUUUAAUCAGUGGAGGGUGCACUGUGAAUGAGGCAAUGUUAACUGGUGAAAGUAUUCCUGUGACAAAGACACCACUCCCAAACAUUAACAACUCUAUUCCAUGGAUGACAUACAGUGGUGAUGACUACAAAAAACAUGUUCUUUACUGUGGAACUGAGGUCAUACAGACUAAAAGAAGCAGUCAGGAUCUUGUAAAAGCUGUUGUCCUGCAAACUGGAUUCAACACUGCAAAGGGAGAUCUAGUAAGAGCCAUUCUAUAUAACAAACCGAUGAAUGUUAAACUGCAUAGCGAGGCCAUUAGGUUUCUCAUGUUUCUUGUGGUUUUUGCGAUAUUUGGAGUUAUCUAUACUGCAGUUGUGCACAAAAAGAAUGGGGCCAGUGUCCAUGACAUUGUAUUAAUGUCAUUUCUAAUGCUGACAGUGGCAGUGAACGCAGCACUUCCAGCAUCUCUUACACUUUGUCUUCUAUAUGGUCAAACAAGGCUGAAAAAACUGGGAAUCUUCUGUAUCAGUCCUCAAAGGAUCAACUUAGCUGGGCAGCUGAAUCUUGUAUGUUUUGAUAAGACUGGUACAUUGACAGAAGACAUCUUGGAUUUGUAUGCUGUUCUUCCUUGUGAGAAAAGCUGUUUUCAGGAUAUUAUGUUUUUUGCUUCCUCUAAUAAUAUGUAUUGGUGCCCAAUACUACAAGCAAUGACAAGUUGUCACUCACUCAUCACUUUGGAUGGAAAGUUACAGGGAGAUCCAUUGGACUUGAAGAUGUUUGAAGGAACAGGUUGGGAACUUGAAGAUUUUAUUGUGGAAAUCAAAGAAAAUGGUCCAACAAAUAGCCAUACAAUGGUGAAACCUGGACCUUCUGCUGCAAAGGCACCAGUGGAAGGAAUCCUUAUUCUGCACCAGUUCCCAUUUUCCUCCAGUUUACAGCGCAUGUCUGUAAUUACUCAGGUUCUUGGAGAGAGUAACCUGACAGUGUUCAUGAAGGGGGCACCUGAAAUGGUCGUUCACUUUUGCAAACCAGAAACAGUCCCAAAGAGCUUCUCCAUGAAACUUGAUGACUACACUGCACAAGGCUUUCGAGUAAUUGGACUAGCAUAUCGAUCACUGCAAAAAGAAGGUCUACCAAAGUCUUUUAACAUAGAGAGGGAAGUCGUGGAGUGUGACCUCACAUUUCUUGGCUUAUUGCUCCUGGAAAAUCAACUUAAACCAGAAACCACUUCAGUGCUAGACGAACUCCGGGAAGCUAAUAUUAGGAGUGUAAUGGUCACAGGUGAUAACCUUCAGACAGCUGUGACAGUGGGUAAAAAAUCGGGAAUGAUUCCUUCCAACAGUAACAUAAUUAUGUUGGAGGCCUGUGAUCCUGAGAAAGAUUUACCCGCUUCAGUUACUUGGAAAUGUUUGACUGAAAUUCAAGCAAAUGGAAACCACAACGAUAAAUCACAAAUUAAUGUUGGGGAAAGAUUGGAACAUUUUCACUUUGCAAUGAAUGGAAAGUCCUAUCAAGUUUUAACUCAACAUUUUUCAAAUUUGCUUCCAAAAAUCCUAUUAAAUGGAACUAUUUUUGCAAGAAUGACUCCAAAGCAAAAAUCAAGUCUUAUUGAAGAGCUCCAAAAAUUAGACUACUUUGUCGGUAUGUGUGGAGAUGGUGCCAAUGACUGUGGGGCACUUAAAAUGGCUCAUGCUGGAAUUUCAUUGUCUGAAUUAGAAGCGUCUGUUGCAUCUCCAUUUACUUCUAAAAUUCCAAAUAUUGAAUGUGUUCCAUUGCUCAUCAAGGAAGGUCGUAAUACUCUUGUUACAUCAUUCUCCAUCUUCAAAUUCUUGACUAUGUUUCAAUUCAUUGCAAUCAUUUGCGUAUUAUUCCUUUUUUGGGUAUGUUUUCUGCUUUUCUUUUUUUUACCUAUAUUCACCACCGGUGUCAUGUAAAGCUAUGCUAAUAUUUGUCUCACAACUAAAACAGCAGCAUUUUUCAUUAUUAGGUAAAAUGUUAUAUACAGGGAAAUAAAGAGCA